Molecule: messenger RNA, 1149 nt
Organism: Symbiodinium necroappetens
Lineage: Eukaryota; Dinophyceae; Suessiales; Symbiodiniaceae
Source: the annotation of a GenBank genome assembly
AUGUUGGCAGACACGAGCACCAAGGGAACCUGUGCCCUGCAGACGAAAGUGAAGGUUAAGAAGGAUGGUGCAGCUCAAGUUGUGACCUGCAGCACAGAGGAAAUCAUGUGCCAUGAUUCCACAACCAUAUCAGACAGCUGCCACCCGAAGAGCACAGGCUGCCCUGUGACAUGUCUUGCAGGUGAGCAUGUGUGCCACAUGCCGCCGACGUGUGAUGGCUGUGAUGGCUACAACUGGUGCUCCUCCUACACUUGCCCCUUGUAUUGCGGCGUGGAUGAGGUGAUAUGUCAUGAUUCCACAACCAUGACGGACAGCUGCCACCCAGCAGCCACAGGUUGUCCGAUCACCUGUGCUCCCGGUGACCAUGUGUGCCACGUGCCACCCACAUGCGACACCUGUCAUGGCUGCAGCUACUGUUCUCCUGGCUCCUGUCCAACGUAUUGUGGUAUGGAUGAGGUCAUGUGCCAUGAUUCUGCAACCAUGACGGACAGUUGCCAUCCGAAGAGCACUGGCUGCCCGGUCGCGUGUCUUGUCGGUGAGCGGGUUUGCCACAUGCCGCCGACAUGCAACGGAUGUGACGGACACAACUACUGUUCUUCCAGCCCUUGCCCCGUGUACUGUGGCAUGGAUGAGGUGACGUGCCACGAUGCCACGACCAUGACGGACAGCUGCCACCCAGCAAGCACAGGUUGCCCGGUCACAUGUGCUUCCGGUGACCAUGAGUGCCACGUGCCACCCACAUGCGACACCUGUCAUGGCUACAGCUACUGUUCUCCCAGCCCAUGUCCAGUGUAUUGUGGUGUGGAUGAGGUGAUGUGCCAUGAUUCCACCACUAUGACAGACAGCUGCCAUCCGAAGAGCACAGGCUGCCCUGUGACAUGUCUUGCAGGUGAGCAUGUGUGCCACAGCCCACCAGUGUGCGCGGGCUGUGAUGGCUACAACUGGUGCUCCUCUCACACUUGCCCGCUCACUUGCGGCAUGCACGAGGUGCUUUGCCACGAUGCAACCACCAUGACAGACAGCUGUCAUCCGGCCACCUCUGGCUGCCCAGUGACGUGUCCUGCGGGUGACCAUGUGUGCCACAGUGUUGCAACUUGUCAGGGAUGCCAUGGUUACAAUUGGUGCUCUUCGACGCCCUGUACAGUCUAG